Molecule: messenger RNA, 2077 nt
Organism: Xenopus laevis (African clawed frog)
Lineage: Eukaryota; Metazoa; Chordata; Amphibia; Anura; Pipidae
Gene: gpr19.L
Product: G protein-coupled receptor 19 L homeolog
Exons: 2
Coding region: 164-1411 (415 amino acids)
Biological process (GO): signal transduction; cellular response to hormone stimulus; G protein-coupled receptor signaling pathway
Cellular component (GO): plasma membrane; cilium; membrane
Molecular function (GO): G protein-coupled receptor activity; peptide binding
Source: RefSeq, a predicted model, not a curated record
UUUUAUUUUCUAUUUCCACCUGGGGCGCACCAUCAUACACAGCUAUGGGACAGUUUGCUUCAAAAUGAACUUCCGGUGUCUGCAUGGGCAGCCUGGUGUAGUUGAACUACAACUCCCAAAUGUCACCUAUGCACACUAAAGGGAACUGAAUCUGCUGUUGAACAUGGUGCUUGCCCAUGGCAUGGAUUCCAGUCGGCCUCAGCACAACCUUCCCACCAUCCUUUACCCGGCACACAACACAAGCUUGACCACCUGCCCUAUGUCCACGGGAGAAUUGUGGGUACCCGGACUCUACAAAGAUGGCGUCACGGGGAAGACAAAUGGCACGGUGCCAGCCCAGUUACUCUUCCCCGGGGAGAUAGCUGCUGCUGGCCUUAUCUUUGGAGUAAUAUGGAUUCUUUCUCUGUUUGGUAAUGCAUUGGUCUGCCUUGUUAUCCAUCGAAGCCGGAGAACUCAGUCUACUACUAAUUACUUUGUGGUGUCUCUGGCAUGUGCGGAUUUACUGCUCAGUGUGGGCAGCGCUCCCUUUACCCUGCUACAAGUCACCUCUGGCCGCUGGGCACUGGGCAAUGCCAUGUGCAAGCUGACACGCUAUUUCCACUACUUGACACCAGGAGUCCAGAUUUAUGUCCUGCUGUCAAUCUGCCUUGACCGCUUCUACACCAUCUUGUACCCUUUGAGCUUCAAGGUGUCCAGGGAGAAAGCCAAGAGGAUGAUCGCCGCUUCGUGGCUCUUCGACGCCGCUUUUACAUCGCCUGUCUUCUUCUUCUACGACGGUGUUGACGGGCACUGCAAUUUCUUCCCACCCCCAUCCUGGGAUGGAGCUGCUUAUGGGGUGGCUCACCUAAUAGUGGGCUUUGUGGUUCCGUCUGGGCUUAUAAUCCUCUUUUAUCAAAAGGUAGUGAAAUACAUUUGGCGCAUUGGCACGGAUGGGCUCACGGUCAGGCGCACAAUGAAUAUUGUGCCAAGGACCAAGGUCAAAACUAUCAAAAUGUUUCUCAUGCUCAACGCCAUAUUCAUGGUGUCCUGGCUGCCAUUCUACGUGGUGCAAUUGUGGCAUCCGGAUGAGAACGACAGGAGGCAGAGCUGCUUUGCUUUCCUGGCAGUCUCGUGGCUUUCGUUCGGUUCCUCGGCUGCCAAGCCCACCCUGUACUCUGUCUACAAUGCCAACUUCCGGCGAGGCAUGAAGGAGACUUUCUGCAUGUCCUCCAUGAAGUGUUACAGGAGCAAUGCCUACACCAUCACCACCAGCUCUCGCGUGGCCAAAAGGAACUACGUGGGCAUCUGUGAAAUGCCCGUCCCUGCCAAAACCGCAGUCAAAGAGUCUGUGUACGAUUCUUUUGACCGUGAGGCCAAAGAAAAAAAACUGGCGUGGCCCAUUGACUCCAAUCCCCCUAAUACAUUUGUAUGACCCCAGAAUGGACACAGAACAGUCAUAAAAUAUUUAUUCUAUCAAUGCAGGAGGGGCGGGCCUCUCCAGCACCAUAAGGCUUAAUAAGAAAUGCUGCAAAAGGGGUACAAUUGCUUCUCUUGUUAUUUUGACUGAUCCAUUCCCUUCAUUAAAGGAACGCUAAAAUACUCACACUUGUUAAAGUGAAAAUAUAUCCUAUUUAUAAGUACAUUUCUGUUAGUAUGAUACACCACUUGCCAUUAGAAACACUCUUAACAGAGCACAAGCGCCAUCUAAUGGCCAGUAAGAGUAAAUACAGUUUUUCAAGGCGUUAACAACAUGGCAGCUUUGUGGUUUUCGUGAUCAACGAAUAGCAAGCCUGGACAAUUAACUCUACUUAUAAACAGUGUAUAUUUUCACAGUAUUGACAUUACAUUGCACCUCUUUUUUGAGUAGCCUUGCCAUAGCAGUUAGGCCUUAUACUUAUAUUGCCAUUCAUGUAUUGUCAUAGUAAAUUAUAUUUUCCUGUCCAGUAUGAUAAACACCUGAGAGCUUAUUUACAAGUGUUAGGCAUAAAAAUGGGUGCCGAAUUCAAUACGUUUUUUAUUAAAGGGGAACUAUCGUAAAAAAUGAUAAUUUAAUAUAAGCUUUAUCAUACUGAAAUUAGAAGUUUUCUAAAAAUAAUCA